AUGCUCCGUCUUCAAACCUUCAUCAGAACCCUAGGCGCCCUUGACUCCCGAUCCAUCGCUCUAAGCAACAGCCGGCCUUCGCUCUCCGGCUCAAGCGCAUCAUCACUCGCUCAGAUCCUCCGCCGCACCUACACAAGACGGACAAUGGCCACCGCGAUGGGCAAGCGCCUUGACGGCAAGACGAUCCUAGUGACCGGAGCAUCCUCUGGUAUCGGCAAGGCCACUGCGCUGGAAUUCGCGCGCACAUCUCCGAACAACCUGAAACUCAUCCUGACUGCUCGGCGGUUCGAUUCGCUCAAGCAGGCCGCCGAGGAGAUCAAGGCCGAGGUCGGCGAGGGUGUCAAGGUGCUUCCGGUGCAGCUUGACGUCAGCAAGAAGGAGAACAUCGAUAAGUUCAUUGCCGAUUUGCCGGAAGAGUUCAAGGAGAUUGAUAUCCUAGUGAACAAUGCCGGACUUGUUAGGGGAGUAGCAAAAGCCCCUGAGAUCGCCACGGAGGAUCUGGAGGUGAUGUUCAACACCAAUGUCCAUGGCUUGAUCCACAUGACUCAGGCUGUGCUACCUAUCUUCCAGAAGAGGCCAGACGGCGGACGAGGAGACAUUAUCAAUCUCGGAAGCAUUGCUGGUCGAGAAGCGUAUCCCGGCGGCAGCAUCUACUGCGCUACCAAGGCGGCGGUGCGAAGCUUCACUGACGCACUCCGGAAGGAACUCGUUGCUACUCGCAUCAGGGUUAUUGAGAUUGAUCCCGGCCAGGUUGAAACUGAAUUCUCCGUCGUGCGAUUCUAUGGAGAUAAAGCCAAGGCUGAUGCUGUUUAUGCUAAUUGUGAUCCUCUUACGGCUGAGGACAUCGCGGAGGUUAUCGUAUUCACUGCUGGGCGGCCGGAGAACGUCGUUAUCGCGGAUACGUUGAUCUAUCCACAGCAUCAAGGCUCUCCCACGACUCUGCAUAGAAGGUCAUAA
Nannizzia gypsea CBS 118893 is the source of this 957-nucleotide messenger RNA. RefSeq names its product NADP-dependent L-serine/L-allo-threonine dehydrogenase ydfG. Gene Ontology annotation, molecular function: oxidoreductase activity. Lineage: Eukaryota; Fungi; Ascomycota; Eurotiomycetes; Onygenales; Arthrodermataceae. Bases 1 to 957 code for a protein of 318 amino acids. The record is from RefSeq and is a predicted model, not a curated record. The transcript is spliced from 5 exons. Gene Ontology annotation, cellular component: cytosol.